AUGUCCACCUUGAUUACAUACCCGUCUCGUCUGCGAUGCAACUACUUGGUCGUACUGGCGUCGGUCGCCAUGAUGACGUCACAACAGAACGCGCCCGAAACCGGAAGUUCCUUCUCCAUCCCCGGGCUGAACCGCACGGCCUACGUCCAGCGUGGCGACAUCAACGUCGGCAUCUUCCUGGGCAUCUACACGUCCUCCAGCAGCGCCGGCUUCCGGUGCGACAACCUGGCCAUCAACGAGUUCACCCUGCAGAAGACCGAGGCCAUGGCCUACGUCACGCAGAGGGUCAACAACGACACGAGCAUGCUGGUUAACGUGUCGCUGGGGUUCGUCGUGUUGGACGAGUGCGGCCACCCCAACACCGUCCUGGCCCAGUCCUUGACCUUCCUACCCCGCCGCGGUACCGGCACGACCGGCGAGGGUUACGACGUCAUCGGGGUCGUCAGCCCCACCCGGAGUGAUUGGACGUCCCCCAUUUCCCAGCUGUACUCGACGGUCAAGCUGCCCAUCAUGGGGUACAAAACUGGAAGCGACGAGCUGACGGAUAAAUACAAGCAUCGGUAUUUCAUGAGAGUCGUCCCCCCUGAUAAGUACCAGGUGACCGCCAUGUUGCAUUUUAUCCGAGAAAUGAACUGGUCGUAUAUAUCCGUCCUCUACCACGCCGGUAGCUACGGUGAGCCGCCUUUUGAAAAUAUCAAACUCAACGCCCCGAAUUUCGGUGUCUGUAUAGCCGCGUCUCACAAAGUAGACGAACUCACCGAUCUUAGACCCGUGCUUAAAGACCUGCUGGACAUCCCGCGAGCCCGCGUCGUCAUCCUCUUCACCAACAUCCAAGUCGUCUUCAACCUGAUGGUCGUCGUCCGCGAGUUCAACGCCAGCGGGCACUUUGUCUGGAUCGGCAGCAACGCCUGGGCCGGCUCGGCCACGGCCUCGUUGAAAGAUUUCUCCCGAGAGGUGGCCGGUGGGUUUGUCUUCCAGCAAGUCUACGCCCGCGUGCCGGAGUUUGAAAAAUUUUACCGAGCCAAGAACCCUUACAACUCCCCCAACCCGUGGAUGCCCCGGGCGUGGGAGGUGCUGUACAACUGCUCCAUGACGUCAGGCACGUGCCGCAACGUCUCGUCAGAACGAGAUUUAGCUUUCGCAGACGAUCUCUCGCAUUUGAUAAACGCCGUGCUCGCCUUCUCGUACGCAGCGAACCGGCUGAUACAGAACGAGUGUCCGGCUGCUUCCGGCUCAGAAGCGCGUGCCUGCAUCACGGGUGAGUUAUUUUUACGGUAUUUGCUCAACACGACAUUUCAAAGCUACACCGGCCUGAUACACUUCGACGACAAAGGCGACAUGACGGGGACUUACUGGAUCAAGCAAAUCGUUCCGGAACCUUCCGGGAACCUUCUAGAAAACAACAUCGCCACUUUCGAUAUCACAGCAAAGAGCAUCGCCUUUUUCGAAAACCACACCAUUUUCUGGAAUUUUUUUCAUCAGCUUUCCCGGGUUGUCCCGUUGCACCCGGGUCAACCCGCGUCUCAACCCGAGUCGGUGUGCAGCAGCCCUUGCCGUUUCGGCGAGUUCCGGAUCCCCAAGAAGCUCGAGUGCUGCUGGGACUGCCGCACGUGCCGAGAGUACGAGCGCAUCCUGCACGAGAAGGCCUCGUGCGAGCCGUGCCCGACCUUCACCUGGCCUAACCCGGACACGAACCUGACCACGUGCCAGCCCAUCCCCCUGUCUCACCCCUCCUUUACCGGGACUAUGUCCAUCAUCUUCAUCUCCCUCGCCGUCUUCGCUAUCCUAGCCUUGCUAGUCGUCCUAGGCGCGUACAUCUACCUGUGGGAAGAACGCGUCAUCAAGGCGUCCAGCCGGGAGCUCAGCCUUCUCCAGCUGACCGCCAUCUUUGUCGGCUACCUGACCGUCAUCCUGUUCCAGGUGACCCCCAGCCCGGGGCUGUGCAGCGCCAUCUACUUCACCUUCUGCCUCAGCUUCGCCUGGCUCUACUCGCCGCUGUUGGUCAAGGCCGUCCGGAUCUUCAGGAUCUUCCAGAGCGGCAUCAAGUGCAACAGGCGCCCGUGGUUCGUCAGCUCCAAGUCGCAGGUUGUCAUGGCAACUAUUCUAAUCACAUUGCAGGUGAUUAUCUGCAUCUCUAUAUCUGUUUUACCUCCCCCUUUAUUUCAGGUGAUUAUCUGCAUCUCUAUAUCUGUCUUACUCCCUUUAUUCCAGGUGAUUAUCUGCAUCUCUAUCUCCGUGACCUACCAGCCCAGCUCCAGACUGACGCAGCCGCUGGCUACUGAGAAAUUCGUUGAGCUCUCCUGCGACCUGACCCUCCCCGGGCUGGUCAGCUUCCUGGCCUACAACAUGGUCCUGGUUAUCCUGUGCUCCGUCUUCGCCUUCAUGACCCGGAAGUUGCCGGACAACUUCAAUGAGUCGCGGUUCAUGUCCAUGUGCGUGUCCACCACGCUGGUCAUCUGGCUGGCCUUCAUCCCAACCUACCUGACGGCCAUCUACCAGUACGUCAAGGUGUUGUUGUUGUCGGCGGCGCUGCUGUUGAACCACACGGUGGCGUUGGUGUUCCUCUUCCUGCCCAAGUUGUACGCUGGGAUUUGUUUGCCGGCGGAGCCUGUGACCGCCAAUACUAGUCACAGGUUCCAGACGGCCUUGGGGAACAUAAGGUCAACCCUGCACCCACACAGCGGUCAAGUUGCCCCGCGUGAGUUUACAAUCCCAGUUAGACAGGGGUUUUGA
Molecule: messenger RNA, 2733 nt
Organism: Physella acuta
Lineage: Eukaryota; Metazoa; Mollusca; Gastropoda; Physidae
Product: metabotropic glutamate receptor 6-like
Biological process (GO): G protein-coupled receptor signaling pathway
Cellular component (GO): membrane
Molecular function (GO): G protein-coupled receptor activity
Source: RefSeq, a predicted model, not a curated record